Pecten maximus is the source of this 4728-nucleotide messenger RNA. Its product is annotated as neuromedin-K receptor-like. Gene Ontology annotation, cellular component: dendrite; membrane. The record is from RefSeq and is a predicted model, not a curated record. Gene Ontology annotation, molecular function: G protein-coupled serotonin receptor activity; neurotransmitter receptor activity. Gene Ontology annotation, biological process: G protein-coupled receptor signaling pathway, coupled to cyclic nucleotide second messenger; chemical synaptic transmission. The transcript has 5 exons. The coding region runs from base 457 to 2574 and encodes 705 amino acids. Lineage: Eukaryota; Metazoa; Mollusca; Bivalvia; Pectinida; Pectinidae.
AGUAAACACGGCUCUAAUAUACUGCAUGUAUCGCCGUCCAGCAGAUAACACGAAUUUUGAGUGAAGUGCUGGUGAUAUCUCAACGCGAGUAGUAUCUAUUGGUCUUACAACAUAUUUCAAACAGGUUGGCAUUAAUAUUGAUUUGACGAGGCCAGCUUUGAUUUGCAGUUUGAUCAUUGAAAAACUGACAACAUUUGGAUUACCAAUAUUGGCAAUAACGUGGAUUUAUAGCUGUUUUCCGUCGUGCGUUUGGAGCUAUUUCAGGACGAGGGAGGUUAAACCCGUCCCGGCUAUGGUUUAUGUAUAUUGUUGGUUUCCCAGGCUUUUUGCCUGAAGUAAGGACUAUUUGAUUUGUAUUUGCGAAGACCUGGACACAUGGUUACAGGAAUCACCUCCUGCAAGAUGUCCAAUCCCGUAGGAUGACCCGGACACGGUGCUUUAUUAACAAGAUAAACCAUGGUUAACAAUUCGGAGCGGAUUGUGGGAUGGGCAGAAGGCGGUGUCGGAGGGGUCACAAUGCUGCCCUUUCCCGUCCUAUCUGACGUCACAUACACAAGUAUGGAAAGAUUGAACGUUUCAAAUAUUACAGAUUUCGCCAACGUCACAAGGGAACGAAAGACCUUUUCCUUCACUGAACAGAUCAUAUUCGGCACCUGGUUGUCUAUAUCGAUGAUUUUAGCUAUAUUUGGAAACCUAAUGGUAAUAGCAGUGGUUGUACGACAUCGAGGCAUGCGCACUAGGACCAAUAUGUUCCUCGUUAGUUUAGCAGUGGCGGAUUUUUUAAUAGGAAUACUGCUGGCUCCAUUUUCAUUGGCGACAUUGAUAGCACAAGACUGGGUACUCGGACCUAGUUUGUGUACAAUCAACAGUUUUUUAAAUGCUGCAUGUUUCAUAACUUCUAUUCAUACCCUCAUGCAUAUAAGUAUUCAUAAGUACCUGUCAAUCACCCGUCCAUUGACACGGAUCACCAAAUGUAAAAUUCUCCUGAUGAUUUUUGCGGCUUGGGGAUGGGGCGUGAUGUGCGCCGCUCUGACCACCGUCAUCCUGUCCCACGCCGAGUUCAAAGAAGGCACCAUGCAAUGUGGCCCCGCCUACCCUGUGAUAACGACCAAGUCACUAUUGUUCCAUAUUAUCAUACAGACUUCGAAUAUAUUUCUGCCUCUCUUUAUCAUGAUAUUCGCAUACUCUCGUAUGUUCGGUGAGAUACGAGAACACAUGCAGAGAAUGGACGAGAACACUGCAAUGGAUAGAGCGCAGAUCUAUAGUCAACAGCGUCGGGUCACGAUCACAUUGUUCAUCGUGCUCGCCUGCUUUGUCUUGUGUUGGAUACCCUACUGUGUUUAUGCUAAUUACGUGACCUUUGAACCUGACAAAACGAAGUUCCCACCAUAUUUGAACGCUGUCGCCUAUUGUUUUGGGUACAUGAAUAGCGCGUGUAACCCAAUCAUCUACGCAUGGAGGAGCCCCUCGUUCCGGGAGGGAUACAAAGAAAUUCUCUGCCAGGAACCGUCCUAUGUCGUUAGCGAUGAACAUUAUGAGAUGCUUGAUAACCAGUCUAUUAGACUUUGGCGGUUCCCAGAUACAGUGUACGAAAGCUCACCAAAUCCACUGCGGCGGAUCUCCACCUUCAUAAGCUCCGUUCGUGGCUCCCGAUCCGAGGAAGUGGGACCAAAUUCCUUGAGGGGAAAUCACUAUGUCCGUCAAACAUCAACAGACUCGUCUUAUAAACUCCUACAUAAACUUACUGGAAAAACGAAAGCAAAGUCCGGCAGCUCCGUCAUACGAAGAGAUGGUUCAGUAAUUCUAGUUAAAAACGGCAAAAUUAUUUCCAUGAAAUUAGAUACAAAAUUACGAAAGAUGGAUAAUGAUGAAGCAUUUAUAUCUAGCCCGUCAACGGCUGGUUCUAAUGGUUCCAGAAUAAUAUGUAGCAGUCCACCUGGUUUAGAAGUCUUGCACGAACGAGAGUCGGACGGUAAUGCUACAGAAGGUCGACCUUUUUUUCGAAAUGGACGAUCAAACAGUAAAGAAAUGCAUUUUUUAUAUCCGAAGGGAGGUUCAAAUACUUGUAAUUCACUAUCAGAUAAUAGUGACUCUGAAUCAUUUCACGGGACAGAACAUUCCCCUCGUUCACGUUCAAAUUCAAAGAAUCAGGUCAAUGAUUUGUCUCAAGAGGUUGAUAUCGAAAUAAAUACGUUGGGAAAUAAGCUGACAGAUCAAAUAACAGACGAUAUUAAAUCGCAAAAUAAUAAUAUGGAGAAAAAGUCUCCGGCAGAAAAGAAAAAAAUAUCUCCUCUUCCUUGGCGAAAAGCUCAAACGAAACGCAAAAGUGACGCAGCUCCUUAUGUAAAUACUUCUCCAAAGUUUAAAGACAAUAGAGUUUACGCAAGAAGUUCAGAGGCCAUAUACUCUGUGCCUCUUCUAAAAGCACCAUCUGCUGAAGAAGUUACUACUGAUGCUAUAGUGUUACAUCGCAGCUCUAGUUUUUCAAGUGGCUUAACUUUUCUGUCUCCUUCCAGUUGUUACCCUUCCACAGCAAUUUCCUCCGAUCUAAAUUUAUCCGAUGGGUUUUCCUGAUAUAUAUUUGGCGUGGUUCGACAAAUUUUGUAUAAUUUAAGACAGACUGAUGUUGUUUUUAUGAUGUUUCUCCCUCUGCGUACGGGCAAAGGUCUACGCUAUACCAUAGAGAAUAAUGAUGUAUAUGACUCAAAUAAGUUUGGUUAAAGUUUGAAUAGUUCAUUUUUCCGGUCCCUCCUUUUAACGAUUGUGCAAGGUUUUUAGUUGUAGAAAGGUUUGCGAUAGAACAGUUUGUUGUAUAAAUUCUUCAAUUGAUAAUUGAUGUGUUUAAUGCUAUAACAUAUAUGAAGUUAAUAUGCCGGCAAAAAGGAUUUUUUGUAUAUUUGUUUUUGAAAACCCCCCAAAAAUACCCAAAGUAAACGAAGAGGUUCUCUCGAAUUUAGACCAAAGAAUCGAAUUCGGUUUUCUGUGUUCAAUAUAACUUGCAUAGUCUAUAAUAACUAAUCGUAUGCUAUGAUAAUUGUGUAUUUAGGUAUGACAAUCAAAUAUGAUAUUUAUUUUUCUUGGCGAAAUGUAAUUAUAACCUGACCACAAAGUCUUAUUUAAGUAUAUCAAUCAAUUUAACAGAUAUAUAUAUAUAUAAUAAUAACAAAUGCUUGUUUUUUUUUUUAUUCCCGUCGUUUUUGUUUGACCCGCUUGUAUACUGAUUAUUUAAAUGGCAGCCAUAAGAACAAUAAACUGUUACGUAAACAAGCAUGUGCUUGUGUAUAUGUUUUUUAUGAUAUUUUACCUGACACAUUCAUUCAAUGAUUUUCUCGAUAGGGUCAUUUCUUCUUACUGUGAUUAUUGAUGAGUUGUCUCCCUUAAAACACUGUUGAAAUCAUCAUCGUGUAUAUUUCAAACCCUCUGGUUAUUGAUAUAUCUAAAACAUGUAGAAGUAGUUAUUUUCAUAUCAGAGGGUUAUUGUAAUUAAAAUGUACACCUUUUCACUAUGGGUUGAACAAUAAAGCUGAUUUUAAAUGGCUCAAUUUGCGAUAGCCUCUAAAAAUCAAGAUACGUUCAAAAACUAUUGGUAAGGUGAUCUUUUAAACACAUUUUGAUUUUUAGCGAAUUUGUACACUUCAUCAAAGUAUGUUUUAUUCGUCAUUUAUUUGUAAUUGUACUCUAGAAUUUUCCUUAUUACCGAAAUCACAAGGUCAACUAUUUACACAACAAUAAAUUUGCUAACUGUAGAUAUUUUGAUGGAAAUAAAUUUCCAAUAUCUGUAAAACGUGAUAACGGCUACUCGAUAUUUGAUCUUUGCUUGUCGAUAUUUCGUCAAAUUUAUUAAAAAUUAUAAGCCUAUUGUUGAUAUCGUCGUCUCGCUGAAGGUUGACCUCAAAACAGGUUAAACCGAUUCAAUUACACUGUGAAAUGAUCAUAGCAGGCACAAAUGUCUUCAUAUAUAUAUUGAACGCCUCAUACCUAUACUUUAAUACUCCAAGUUAUGAGAUACUGAGCUUAAAACAAUUGUUUUUCAAGUUGAAUUUAAAAUUUAACUUGCUAUUUAUAUUUGAUCUUUAUUAAGAUAUGUAUAGUUCUGUUUUGUUGUAAUUUGCCAAAGAUUUUUGUUAAAGAUGUCUUAAUUUUUGUUUGUUUGAAAAACGUACUAAAAUUAUCACUAUAAAGCAAUUUUAUUUCAAGAUGGAUUGGUUCAAUUAUAAUUAGAAUCAUUUAUAUUUCCCAAAUGCAUUGAGAAUCAUAUCCUUUCAGAGUAUUGUUACCUAGUCGUAAGUCCGAACAUCAUCUGCCAACAUACUUUAUCCUAACUUCAUGUCUAUAUAAGCAAACUAUUUCUUUAUUGUAAAUCUCCUUUAAGAAUCUUGUUCUUUGUCGCCAGUCAUCCUGAACAUUAUCUGUCAAAUCCUUAAACUUAAUUUGAUGUCUAUACGACCAGAUGUAUUUUCUUACCUCUGUUGUAAAUUUCCCCUAAACUCUUGUUAUUAAUGUCCCAAGCCAGUCUAAACGUUGUUUAGAGAAGUAGUGGCAAUCAAUUGAGUUAAUAAGUAUUACAUGUUUUAAUUACAAUUAAUUAACUGUUAGUGCUGGUAUAUGUUCCUGCCAUGAUAACCAACCAAAGACUAGUACGUGUAUGUGUGUGUGUAGCCUUGUGAUCAGUGUGGUACCGGUGUGGUAGUCGCUGUCUAAUGUUGAAUAAAAUAUGAACUAAUUUUA